Molecule: messenger RNA, 1171 nt
Organism: Hippocampus comes (tiger tail seahorse)
Lineage: Eukaryota; Metazoa; Chordata; Actinopteri; Syngnathiformes; Syngnathidae
Gene: tstd3
Product: thiosulfate sulfurtransferase like domain containing 3
Exons: 4
Coding region: 23-631 (202 amino acids)
Source: RefSeq, a predicted model, not a curated record
UUCGUACUCUGCACGCGUGCGCAUGCUCAGCUCGCAGUUAAGUAAUGUGCUUGCAUUUUGUAAGAGAAAUUCGUCUUUUUAUAGACGCUGCUUAUUGCAUAUGGCUCUCCGAAUGUGCGUGAGAUUUUCCAGAGUCGCCCCACGACUAUUGUGGGACAGUAACGCCCUUCAUCGUGCCUUGGUCCCAAGCAGCCGAAUCCACCUGGCAGGUCUUGUCAACAUUCAAGGUCUUGACACAACUCCAGAGUCGUGGCUGGGUUGCCGCAGAUUCAGUUCGGUGCCACCGAGCUCGGAUGUGACUUAUGAGCAGUUGAAGAAGCUCUUGGCUGGUGGGAAGUCUGUCAUUAUCGAUGUCAGAGAGCCAUGGGAGCUCCGAGAAUACGGCUCCAUCCCCGGCUCAAUUAACAUCCCCUUGGGUCAGGUGAACACAGCUCUGCAGCUAGAUCCGGAAGAGUUCAAUGAGAAGUAUGGUGGUGAGAUACCCCAGAAGAUAGACAACAUUGUGUUCACCUGCCUGGCAGGUAUCAGGAGCAAGAAUGCACUUGACAUGGCCUCCGAACUUGGAUACAAAGAUGUUCAGCAUUACCCGGGUGGAUGGCAAGACUGGGCAAAAAAGGAACACCAAAACUAAAAGUUCAGCAGAAAACUCAAGGUUUUUUUUCCCAUUGUUUUCUUUGGCUGACAGUUAUCUGUAAUUUACAUACAGUAUGGAAUAAUAGUGUUCAUUAACUUUUUUUCCCCUCUCUUGUUUUAUGAUUUGGUCACUUUUUUUCCCAUCUAUGAAUCCCAAAACAGAUUUAUUAGCUAAACACACAGCUUGUUUUCCUAAUGAUCGCCUUAAUAAUCAAUACAGCAAUAAUACUUGAAAUAUUUGUGAAUUGAGUGUGAUCUCUAAUUAUUGACAAUCCAUUUACUACCUGUAACAUUUAAGACUGGUGAUUAUUAAUUAUUUAUAUAUGAUAUGCAGAAGAUGCCCUUGUUUUAUUACCCUGGACUUUAAAUAAUGCAAGGUAUUUAAACAACGGUGCACUGUGCAAUGUUAAAAUAAAGUGGUGUAUUGAAUAUUGUGAACAAUUCUAAAUUUCAAGUUGAUGUAAAUAUGUUGUGCUGGAAAAUGCUGUGGGUCAUAUAUUUGUAAACCUCUGAAUGAUUAAAGUUUUGAUUUAUAAAA